UUCUCUGUUCGCGCAUGCGCAGAGGCCUCGCGAGGCCCAUGCCGCUGCUGCCGGGAGGAGGAACCCGACCGGGGCGUCGCAGAAGAACGGCUCGCACAUCACAAUGGAAUCGGCCCCGGAGAAACCACAUGCAGAUGAGAUUACACCCACUGAUGCAGCCUCGUCCAAGGAGGUGCAGGUGAAGCUGGAGGCAGAGGAAGGUGCCCUGCCUGACAGUUCUCUCGGCAGUGAUGGGGCAGUGCCAAGCCACCCGGACUUCGACGUGGUGGGAGCCAUGGACUGGAGGGACGGUAUCGGCACGUUGCCAGGCAGCACGCUCCGCUUCCGUAUUAACGAGUUUGGCACGCUGGAGAUCGUCUCUCCCGAGGAGUCUGCGGCCAUGGAGGGCUCGUGGAACGCAGGCCAAGGCGGUCCUCCAGGCGAGGGCGUCGGUCGACCGAAGGAGGAGCCGCCGGGCGGCGCGGACGAGCUGCCAAGUAUGGAGGGUAUCUGCUGCUGCGAGCAGUGUGGGCACUACGGUACUGCUGAAGAGUUCUUCCAGGAAGGACGCUUCUGUAGCGACAAGUGCGCACGCAUCUUCACUACAGAGAAGCCAGGGCAGGUAAGCAGCGUCGACACCAGAGCCUCGGACGCCAAGAAACGCGGGCGGAAGCUGAGCCUGAACACGCGAGCCGACCCCGAGCAGAUGUCAAAUGGCGACGAUCGCCUGGAGAAGCGGGGAGACCUCAAGAUGAAGAUCAAAGUCCCCAGCCCUGUGGAGGCACCAAUCAAACUGCGCCGUCACUCUGAGGCGGCAUCGACCACCAAGAAGCGUGCGUGGACGUGGAUGCUGUACCUGGAGGAGGACAAGGGCGUCGCAGCUCCCGUGCGUCUUUUCAGAGAGUCUCAGUCGUUCCCCCAGAGCCGGAACGGGUUCAAGGUGGGGAUGCGGCUCGAAGGCAUCGACCCGAAGCAUCCGUCCCUGGUGUGCGUGCUCUCCGUGGCCGAGGUGUGUGGCUACAGAGUAAGACUCCACUUUGACGGAUACUCCGAGUGCUAUGACUUCUGGGUGAACGCCGACUCGCCCGACAUCCACCCCGUGGGCUGGUGCGAGAAGACCAACCACAAACUACAGCCACCCAAAGGUCACAAGGAAGAGGAGUUUGCGUGGCCGGCAUACCUGAAGACUGUCAAGGCACAGGCGGCGCCGCGGCAGCUCUUCAAGAAUCAGAACACGACCGUGACCCCGAUGGGGUUCCGCGUGGGCAUGAAGCUCGAGGCCGUCGACAAGAAGAAUCCGGCGCUCGUGUGCGUCGCCACCAUCACCGACGUCGUUGAUAGCCGCUUCCUCGUGCACUUCGACACGUGGGAUGACUCCUACGACUACUGGUGCGACUCUAGCAGCCCGUACAUCCACCCCGUGGGCUGGUGUCAGGAGCAUGGCCGCCCCCUCACCCCCCCACAGACUUACAGCGAAGGGAAAAAGUUCUCCUGGGAGAAAUACCUGGAGGAGAAUGGAGCGCAAGCUGCUCCUGCACGCGCCUUCAAGCAGCGGCCCAUGCACGGCUUCCAGCCAGGGAUGCGUCUUGAGGCCGUGGACCGGAGGAACCCAACUCUGGUUUGCGUCGCGACCAUCGCCAACUGCGAUGACCAUCGCAUUAAGGUUCACUUUGACGGCUGGAGCCCCGAAUACAACUACUGGCUGGACGCAGACUGCCCUGACAUCCACCCUGUGGGCUGGUGCGAGAAGACGGGACACCCCCUGCAGCUGCCCGUCAGUUCCGUGGAGCUCGUGUCGAGCCCAGGCCCUGGAGGUUGCCCCACGCCGGGCUGCAAAGGCAUUGGUCACAUUAAGGGAGCGAAGUACACGAGGCACCACAGCGCUUUUGGCUGUCCCUACUCGGAGCUGAACAUCAACAAAGAGACGUCGCUGCAGGAUCGGCUGGGGGGCGGUAGUACGAGCAGUGGUGGGGAGCGCUUCCCCGGCCCCGUGGGUCCCCCACGUCCCCGCCGUCUCGACUCCACGGGUUCCAACGGCUCCACCGAUGGCACCCGCAGCCCGGCGAGUGGCGUAGACAUUCCCGGGACGGGCAGGGGCGGCCUCGGCGCCGAGCCGGACCCCGACGACCCCGGGGCCCCGUCGGAGCCGCCCUCCCCGCCGUCCCCCGAAGACGACGCUGCCUCACCCCUGUCCAAGAAGGCGUCGCUGAUGUCGCCCUCAAGGGGGCGCAAGCCCAAGCUCUACGGCAGGGUUGGCCGUCCGCCAAAAUACUUGAAGCUCAAGCGUGAGCAGGAACUGGCACAGCAGCGUGAAGCCAAAGAGCGAGAGGAGCACUGUCUGCAGCAGACACUGCACCAGUCCGUCUUCAUGUCGGCGCUCUCGGCGCAUCCGGCGCGCGAGCUGCCGCUCGUCUGGCAGCAGCACGGCAAGCUGCUGCCAGAGGUGGCGGGGCUCACGGCGAGCCGCGUGGCGUCCUGGGGCACGGAAGAGGUGGCAAGCUUCAUCAAGACGCUGCCUGGAUGCCAGGAGCAGGCACGCAUGUUUCACGAGCAGCAAAUUGACGGGCAGGCGCUGCUGCUGCUCAACCAGACGGAUCUAGUGAGGAUCAUGAGCAUCAAGUUGGGCCCGGCGCUCAAGAUCUACAACUCCAUCCUCAUGUUCAAGAACUCGGACACCUGCGCUUAACGACCUCAUCCUCUGCCUCCUCGGUCCACCCAGCCCAGAGCAUGGCGUUACCACUUGGAACAAAACACUCGCCCCCCAAACCCACCCUACGGCACGCUCGCUCGCUCACGUGGGCCGAACACAGAAUUAUACGCUCGCCGCCUAUCGGAGUCACUGGAUUCACCGAAGCUACCGGAGCCCACGGAACUUGAUUCGCCGGGAUUUUGGUGACAUUUGGCCCAAUGCCGAGAGGCCAAGCGUGACUGCUCGUGGGAAUAAUUUGGAACAAGCCAAGGAGACAGUGGAGACCGAGUGAAGAGAAGGGAGAGCGUUGUCGAGUUGUCGAGGGUGCUACACAUCAAGACGUUUGCAUCAAACUUGUUUACAAGAGCAUACAUCCUCUAUGCUGGUUUUCACCGUAUGCAGAAUGAAAUCGGUGACUGGUUUUGCCGUGAGCGAGCGUGUGUGUGCGUGUGUACAGCAUUGCCCAUAACGGAUAGGAGGUCGCGUGCACGAUGCAUCUGUACAGUUUUCAGCAAUAAUGUAUAGCUGAGGUGUUUUGCUUUUAGAUUUUUCGAGAAUCUGUUUAAUUUCAUUUUAAGUCGGUCGUAUCCUUUACUAGUAUUCCAUUAUCACAAUAUGCAAACCGCCUAAGUGUACAAAUGCUAGUUUCCCUGUUUGCCGGUAUUUCACAAUGUACAAGUUGGGCCUUUGGGAAGUGGAAUCGGCCUUGCUGCGAUUGUUACGUGCGACGUUUGAGAUUUGUACAACAAAAACGAAUUACAAUUCAUAGCUUUUGCACUUCUAAGUAUUGUACAGUUAAGAGGUUUCCAACCUUUCUAGGAUUGCACACCUUUCUUUAUAGGUGCUCUGAGAAUCAUCUUGGGACCCCUUAUUUAUCCUUUGGUGACCCUGUUCCCGAGUAUGAUCUGUGUUCCCCUCGGGUUCCACCAACCUCUGCUUGAGAAUCCCUGCAUUGAUGACAGCAACGUUGGUGUCCGCAUUAUGCGUCGCUAACGAUGAUUCCAGUUCACUCAUUAAAAUUGAUUAUGCUCGUGGUACAAGAAUAAAAUCAUGUGUCUCAGAAUUAUUUUCAGUUCUUGUGGUAAUAGGGUCACAUGACCUCUGCAGCCAAUAGGGGGUGCUGCACUUACGUCAACAAAUCGUUCCUCGCCCUCUUCUCCCGAUUCGUGCACCAGAAUUUGACGAUUCAUGGAAAUGCGGGGUGUGGGUUGGUUUGCAUCGUUAUGCACAUGGGUGCCGCGGUGUUCUUGAAUUAUGCGACUAAAUGAGCAUGAGGCCUGGUUCGGUGGAGGAAGCUGGUGGGGUGGGGGGGGGGGUGACCCUGGGGAGCCGAGCUCGUGGCUCCCUGCUCAUCAUUUUAUUUCUUUAUUUAAUGUAAAUCGCUGCCCUUUGCAAAUGGUAUUACGGCAGAAAUAUAAACCCGUCCCGUGUUCGCGUAUCGCCUCCAGGUGCGUUUUCACCGGCCGCUGCCACUGCUGCUGCACGGAUUACAAAUCUACCUAAACAAAACACGACAAAGGUCACCGUGCUUGACCAUUUGCUUCCCUGCCUAUGCUCUCCCCAAAUUAUUUUCAGUCUCCCAUUUACCCAUCACAACUUUCCUGGCUUCCGGUUGACUGCACCCGUUGUCUUUUCAAAUCCCUUACACUCGCCUUCAAUUCUCUCCAUGGCCUUGCUCCCCUCCUCAUCUCGCCUCCAUCAUCUCUUUUUAUGUCCCCUCUCUUCGUUCACCAUCUUCUCUGUUUCUCUGUCCCUCCUGUUACUUGGCCACUGGUGCUGGUGAGACAAAGGUGGCCGUUUUCGAUCUUUCUCACUCUUUGCACCCCUCCACUGGAAUCAACUUCCCCUGCACAUUAAGCAGUCCCCCUCCUUCACCUCAUUUGAUUCCUCUCGUAAUGUUCACCUUUUCUUUUAUUACCAAUUCCUCCGCUCACCCCUCCACUCCUGUGCCCUUUUGUGACCCCUAUAUCCCCUCUGUUACCGUCACUCAUUCCAUGGCCCUUGCACGUCCACAACAUCUAAAUCACUCAUUUUCUUACAGCUUUUUAACGAUGUAUAUCGGCUUGAGCUAAGAUGCUCGAUAAAUAUAAAAUAAGAUAAUUCACAUUCGCUGUUGGAAUUUGCGCAUAAAACUGAUGCUAGUGGGGUCUCGGAACAGACAGGGUGUUGUUUUCACGUGUUCUCUGCUACUCGCAGGGAACAAGAUCCACCUCCGCUUUUGUGGUGGGCCCACAAUACUCGGGGGGGGGGGGGGCUCUCACUUGUGGGCCAAAUUUCAUCCAGUGUUAGGGUCUGUGUUGACCGAUGGCAGCCAAUGCUGGGUCAAUGAAAUCCACUUACCGGUAGUGAUGUAUAUUGAGCCAUUGUAGUGCAGUGAAUGCGUCUUGACCAAAAUCGACCGUCGCUGGCCCAACACUGGCCCUGGUGCGGUCGCUGUGUCGACGUGGUGGAUCCCGCUGGUGCGCGCGGGAGUCGCGGGCUGUGUGCCUGCUUUCGCGACCCUCCGAGCCUCUUAAUCAAAACCCUCUCGUAUACAUGGUGCUAAGGAGCGCGACGGACGGUUGUAUAGGCGACGUGGCGGUUGUGACCUGGUGGUGGAUCUGUCUUUGCAUUAAAUAACGAUGAUGGCAAGUGUUGGUUUACGUGUGGGUUAUGCUCCCGAUAGAUUUUUUCUUAAAUUCUCUUGUGAUUUUGUAACAAAAGAGCAGACAGAAUAGUAACAAUAACUUGAAAACUGGAUUAUUUUCAAAGAUAUACAGUCCAUGGGUUCACAGUUUGUGUUUCAAACCAUGUUUAUUUCAUUAAAACCGUUUGAAAAAUGAA
Lethenteron reissneri (Far Eastern brook lamprey) is the source of this 5491-nucleotide messenger RNA. RefSeq names its product L3MBTL histone methyl-lysine binding protein 3 (gene L3MBTL3). Gene Ontology annotation, cellular component: nucleus. Gene Ontology annotation, biological process: negative regulation of DNA-templated transcription. Gene Ontology annotation, molecular function: zinc ion binding; histone binding; chromatin binding. NCBI's taxonomy places the organism in Eukaryota, Metazoa, Chordata, Hyperoartia, Petromyzontiformes, Petromyzontidae. The record is from RefSeq and is a predicted model, not a curated record.